Rhinichthys klamathensis goyatoka is the source of this 584-nucleotide messenger RNA. RefSeq names its product thiosulfate:glutathione sulfurtransferase. The transcript has 4 exons. NCBI's taxonomy places the organism in Eukaryota, Metazoa, Chordata, Actinopteri, Cypriniformes, Leuciscidae. Gene Ontology annotation, cellular component: mitochondrion. Gene Ontology annotation, molecular function: thiosulfate-cyanide sulfurtransferase activity. Bases 63 to 536 code for a protein of 157 amino acids. The record is from RefSeq and is a predicted model, not a curated record.
GUUACAGACAGACCAACAUUUCAUUUUCAGCACCAGUCACUGUGACUGCGCCCUGCUUAGAGAUGUUAUCGUUUCAGGUUUUACGUCGUUUGUGCCUGUUUGGAGUCACUAAACCGGUUUGCCAUGGUAGAGUGAUCUCAGCAUGUGGACUGAAGACUUCCACCGUCAAUCACAGUCACGGACAACCUGAUCCAGUGUCAGUUGUGACAUACGAACAGCUCAAAGCUAUGUUGGCCAAUCACAGCGUACAGCUAUUUGACGUCAGAAAUCCAGAUGAAUUCCAGGCUGGUCGGAUUCCUGAUUCCAUCAACAUUCCAUUGGGACAGCUUGAGGAGUCACUAAAGCUCCCACCACAACAGUUUCAACUGCAGUUUAAGGUGAAAGCCCCCCAAAAGGAAGAUGAUGACAUAGUUUUCCAUUGCCGAAGUGGGAAAAGGAGUUUGUCUGCUCUCGAAAUUGCUCAUCGUCUAGGAUUCUCAAAGGCACGGCAUUAUGCAGGCGGAUACAUUGAUUGGGAAGAGCAUGAGAAAAAGUAACAGUACUAACUGGGCAGCAUUUUUUAUUAAAUUGACUUCAUAUUACUG